Microthlaspi erraticum is the source of this 1149-nucleotide messenger RNA. NCBI's taxonomy places the organism in Eukaryota, Viridiplantae, Streptophyta, Magnoliopsida, Brassicales, Brassicaceae. The record is from the annotation of a GenBank genome assembly.
AUGCUGAAAUUAGGGUUUAGGUUAUCGAUUGGCAUUCAACAUCGCGUGUUCGUUAUUCCAUGGAUAAAGAGCCACUCGGCGCCGGCGAGAAUCUUGUGUUCAGAGAAGCGGGACUACAGUUCGUCGGGACUGAGUAAGUAUGUUCCAAAGAAGUCUCGGAAGACUAGUGAAGAAUUGACAUAUCAGCCUGUUGAUAUUUCUGAGAUAGGCAUAGAUGCUAGUAUAUUGGGAUCUGAAGCUAAGGCUAGAGAUGGCACAUUUUUGGAUCUGCAAGAGGAAAACGAUGCUGGAAGUUACAUGAACGAGUCUUUUGAUGACUCUAAUGAAGGUGUGAUGAGUUUGGAGAAGGGUAUAAAUGCUAGUAGAUGGGAUCAUAGUGUAUUCGGGUCUAAAAUGAAGGGUAACUUCAAAGAGGCUGGAGAAGGCACAGUUUCGCGCUUGCAGGAUAAAAACAAUGCUGGAAUGUCAAGCAGUGUGUCAACUGAUGACGAAUCUAGUGAAGAGUUGGAAGAAAGCCGCGACGAUGUUAGAUCGAGAGGGUAUAUGUCGAAGGUACAACACAAAAAAGUCUUUGAUGAAGUCAAACUACAUAUGGAAGCUGAGAAGGCCAAGAGUAGCGGAGAAGCUUGCAAAACUACGCAAGAGGCAGAGAAUAUGGCUAUUCGUUAUCUUGGUUUAAGAGCAUAUACAGCAGUUGAGCUGAAGAAGAAACUCAUUGGAAAGAAAUAUCCUAACGAAAUCGCUGACCGAGUGAUCAAUGAUUUUCAGAAUCGAGGUUUUAUCAAUGAUAGCUUGUACGCAGAGUCAUUCUCUCGAUCGAGAUGGUCUUCCUUAAGUUGGGGACCUAGGCGGAUCAAACAAGCAUUGUAUCAGAAAGGCAUAAGCAACAAAGACUCAGAGGCGGCCAUAAAGCUGGUUUUUGAGAAAGGACAAUGCGGGGAAGAAGAUGAAGAACCAGAAACGAAGCAUGGGAUGUCCAAGGAAGCAGUGGAUCAGCUUUAUGUUCAGGCGUCGAAGCGGUGGCACCAAGGCCGAGACUUGCCUAUAGAAAAUCGUAAAGCUAGAGUUAUCCGGUGGCUUCAGUACCGGGGUUUCAACUGGGGCGUCGUUUCCCAGCUUCUCAAGAGGUUAGAAUCUCAGCAGUCUUGA